Molecule: messenger RNA, 3116 nt
Organism: Cladophialophora immunda
Lineage: Eukaryota; Fungi; Ascomycota; Eurotiomycetes; Chaetothyriales; Herpotrichiellaceae
Exons: 2
Coding region: 642-2792 (716 amino acids)
Molecular function (GO): protein binding
Source: RefSeq, a predicted model, not a curated record
CAACCUAAAAGUUCGCAUACUGUGUGUGGCCAUUGACGGCCCGCCUGCAGUCUGCCCGCAGACACACCACCCACACCACCCACUACUCCGUCCACUGCGAUCUUUUUCCCUGCCUGCGUCCUGCAUCUACUCCGUACCUCUUUUCAUCAAUCUCGAUUCACACACAUACACACCCAUUGUCCUUCUACCGUCACAUCAUCACUCGUUUUCUCAUCCGUCUUUUCUAUACUCUCGUUACCACCGCAGCCAUUCGCUUCGCAUCGACACUGACAGUGACUUGAACCUAUCGCCGUGUGGGCUAUUGUUGGUCGCUCACUUGUCAUCAUUUUUAUUCUGGGCGACUCUCAGUCACCAGCUCCGUUGGCACAACAUCCUGUUUUUAUCACCCAUCAGCUGCGACUCCUACGCCAGCCCCCAGACGCUCGUUUGGUCGGACCUGAUCCCCAGCUGUGACCACAGCCACCCUUCGAUCCUCCUGGGCACCCUGCAUUUGUAUUGUCCGAUUCCCCAGACCCUCGAUCCAUGCCCUCAUUUCGCCUUUUCUCCGACACGGUCCAUCAACAAAAGAGGCAACAUACAAUCACGGUUGCCACCCCUUCUGGAGACAGAGUUCAUUCUGCUUGUCAAGUCCACGUCCGGCGAUGACUCGUCCAAAUUUCAUCGAGCUACCCCCCGACAACACUCGUUCGGCCAGCGCGCUGUCGAGAAAUGCACUGUCUCCCCGAAUCCAACAUUUCGACGGCGAUGUCCCCCCGGCACUAUCGCCAUUGGAUGCCAUUGCUGCCCGAAGUCGCAAGUUGGCCAAAGAGUUGGAGGAAACCAGGAAAGCGGGCGAGCGACGCAUGAGCAGACUGCCACCUCAAAUUGUGACUGAUUCCCUGACCGAACAUCAAAACAAUCGUCCUCCGAUCUUUCGAGCCCUGUCCGAUGGCCUUGACACGGUCCCUCCUCUUCCAACAUGGGACAAGGAACGCGGCGGCAGUUUCGCUCGAGUUGCUCAUCCUCUGAGCAGGCCUACCUCCCAACGAGUCCACGUGAGCGCCAUCAAGGCGGGCGACGAUCAGGAAGCCAAAGAACCCUCUGAGGUGCAAGAUUACUUUGGCGCCCCUCGAGUGGAAUCUCCGCCGCCUCUUGAACCCAAGAGACCAUCAUCCCCGCCCCACAGCGUCGGCAGCCCUGCUCUGCAUCAUCAGCCUGGACUCUCAAGACAGGUCUCGGGCACUUCUCAGUCAGACUUCAGCGCAACUCUGGCGCCUCCACGAUCUUUCUCAAACAGACUCCGACCGUACCAGGAUGCCUCUGACGACGACUAUACCAGUUCCAAUGCGGGUUCGACCUUUUCGCAGUCCAGAAAGCUGUCGUCUAGCAGCGGCAUGUCUGCUCCUCACUCUCCGAUCUCCCCGUACGCCCAGUCUCAUACUCGGUCCCCCUCCAACGCUUCACUCGGGUCUCCCACUCACAAGAUUCCCACCCGGAAUUUCUCGCGGCCCUUGAGUUCAGUUAGUAUGACCAACCUCAAGAGCGAGAAGAGCCCGACUAAAGGCACAUUCGCAAAUCGAUUGAGCCAGCUCCGCGCUGCGAACUCUUUUGAUAGCUCGGCGUCGCCGGUUGAUGGUUAUCUGGCUGGGGAAACGUCUUCAUACACUCACGCAACCUACAGCUUGCCCAGAGGCCGAUUGGUUUCCGAUCGGACUUCGGUAGUCUUUUCGGGCCUCUCAACGCCCCAUUUUGAGUGGCAAGAGCCAAUGUUUCCUUGUACGCCUCCAUUAGAAGCGAAAAACAGCACCGAGCUUCCCAUCCCAUCUCCCAUGCCAUCGGCUCGACCCAGCAGAGAAGACCAACAUCAUCAAAGGUCGGGUCCAUCUUUUGAACUCAACACGGAGCACGCCUUCACCGCCCCGGACCGAGCCGCCCACUCGACAGCGUAUUAUACGCCGACAGGGUCUCUCAGAUCGAAUGAUUCUUCAAGCUCGCGACCCUCGGUAGGCCAGCCUGUUCCUGCAGCCUCUGCGUUCAUGCUCCCUCCUGUCCCUUUAUCACCUGUUGAAGAGGCGUCACACUCGUCACGAUCGACAAGCACGGUUCGGCCAACGACUAGUCGGUCUCCCAGCAAUUACCAAGGCCUUUCCACGGACGAGCAUGUCGCCAAGGCAAUUGAGCUCCAUCAACAGGGUGAAUUGAAGGAAUCGACAUAUCACUUGCGAAUCGCAGCCAACAAGGGUCAUCCCACCGCCAUGCUCCUGUACGCCCUUGCCUGUCGUCAUGGCUGGGGCAUGCGAGCAAAUCCACGGGAAGGCGUGCAAUGGCUGCGCAAGGCUGUAGACUAUGCAAUGCUUGAAGUUGCGGAUGACGAAGACCCUGCAAGUCAGAGGCCUGGCGUUGAUGUCAACGAGAAGAAGGCACACCGGGCCCAGUUUGCGCUGAGCAUAUACGAGCUCGGAGUCUCGCAUCUCAACGGCUGGGGUAUCGAGCAAGACAAGGCGCUCGCCCUCCGAUGUUUUGAGAUCGCCGGCAAUUGGGGUGACACAGAUGCCCUCACCGAGGCGGGCUUCUGCUAUGCAGAAGGCAUCGGAUGCAAGAAGGACCUGAAAAAGGCGGCCAAAUUCUAUCGGCGGGCUGAGGCAAAGGGUGUGAGUAUGGUUGGGAACAGCUGGAUCUACAAGGAGAAAUACAACGACUCGGAGGACGAGACUGAAGAUAGGUCGCGGUCGUACCGAAAGACGUCGGCCGAGAAACCGCGCAGCAAGUCCAAAUCGCGCGGAAUCUUUGGACGACGUAAAGCAUCCUCCUGACCAGACAUGUCGAACGACGUCUUUGGCUGGACUUGGACCUGAUUGCUCUGGCAGUGUUGGGGCGAGGAUGACUGGCUGCUAUAUAUUUGCUCUGGAAGCUCAAAAUGUGACGACACCUGUGAGGCUCUCAUCGAUGAUGGCUCAUGUAUAAUGAAUUCUAUAUCCUUACCGGCAUGGGCCUUGACUUUGCGCUCUGUACAGGCCUUGACCUGAAUUUCGUUGGACUGGCAAGAAGCGGGGUUGAGCUUGUGCGAGCAUGAAGCCGCGUCAGGAUAUGAUACCACUACUUGAAUAGGACUUUUAAUUCAUGAAUUCGACCUUCGA